Folsomia candida is the source of this 4599-nucleotide messenger RNA. RefSeq lists its product as uncharacterized. The record is from RefSeq and is a predicted model, not a curated record. Bases 2505 to 4481 code for a protein of 658 amino acids. Gene Ontology annotation, cellular component: SCF ubiquitin ligase complex. Gene Ontology annotation, biological process: SCF-dependent proteasomal ubiquitin-dependent protein catabolic process. NCBI's taxonomy places the organism in Eukaryota, Metazoa, Arthropoda, Collembola, Entomobryomorpha, Isotomidae. The transcript has 5 exons.
GCAAUGCAGAAAAAUUCCAAAAGUAUCCACCACACGAGGCUCUCUCAGAAUGCCGAGACCUUCCGACACCUCCGUUGUGCCCACUAUUAAAACUCUUCCAAACAAAAUACUCCGACUCGUCUUCGGAUACAUGAACCGAGAAGAUUUGGAAGCAUGUGGUCGCGUCUGUUAUCAGUGGAAAUGUCUCACCGACCUUCAACUCCGAGGUCCAUUUGUGUUCCAGGGUAAAUCCGUGUACGGUCAUUACUACUCGCCACACAAGUGUCGAGACUUUGUCAACUUUUUACUCGACCUGGAACCUCAAUUUUACCACCCCGUGGAAAUGCGAAUCCAUUCAAUGUCCGACAAACAAGCCAGCACCGUUGCGUCUGACAAGCUCGAAAUUAACUUUAAGCAGGCAGUAAAGCACAUGGAGUCGGUCACCUUAAGAAACUGUUGUCUCAAAUGGAAAACUCUGAUGGGACUCUUGCGCUGCUUUUCGAGGCAUCUUCGAAACCUUACGGACAUUGGGAGCGUGCAUUUUAGUCAACCGGGGCCCUGUCUGUGUGGAAAUUAUCGACAACAGCUCAAAAAGGAAGUUGACCGGAAGGAGUUUAAGGAUUUUAAAGACAAUUUGAAAGGAUUGCGACGGUUGGUAAUCUCCAGAAAAACUGUGACACCCGAACUUCCCGUGUAUCUCUGCAUCAUGACGCAAGGAACUCGCUAUCUCGAUGAGUUGGAAGUGAAUCUAGGCCCAUACGAGACACCAAAUCCGUCGAAUGAUACCGAGUUUUCCAACUUGCUCUCCAUCUUUGUCAAAGAGUUACGCGCGCUACUCUACAAAAAUAAGGAAACGCUCAAAAUCCUCCGGUUUUCCUGGUCCGACAAGAACUUUAUGGGCUAUUUUUCCACGUGUUUGGAUGCCCUAGAGAAAAUCAAGCUGAACCAGUUGCACACUGUUUAUCUUCAGUUUGAUAAGCAUGCCCUACGAGGAAAAGGAGUAUCCGCUCUGCGCGACUUUCUCGAAUACCACUACUCCCAACGACUCCGCUUCUUUACGCUGGAUCGCAUCACGCUCACGGAGAACUGGGCGACGACGGCUGAGUUCUUGGACGAACUGGUGGAAAUUAUCCCACCAUCUUUUGCCGGGAUGGAUUUUAAGGUCGUGGUGAGCGAUCGGCAGGGUGCGUUUAUAUAGUAAUUAUACAAACCUAACUUUUGGGUAACAAAUUCAAUACCAAGUUUAAAUGAACCCAGGUCCCAUAAAAAUGGCCCCAGUCCAUCAAAUUCUUCGACUGGAAGUGUUCCGAAGAUUUAUUUCCGAUAUGCAUUUCUGCAUCGAGAAUGAGAAUACGAAGAGCAUUUCGCAAAUGUUUGGGAGAGAAUGGCACCGAAAAAACUAUGACUAUCCCAGAGUCAAGUCGGUAGUUGUAACCUUUGUCCCACGCCCACAGCAACAGUACGCUCACUUCAACAACUAUAACAUUGACCUUAUUUCGACUCUCUUCCCGAAUUUGACCGAGCUCAGGAUUUCGGAUCGGCUGGUCGAACACAAUCAGAUAUUCACACCCGUAAUUGGACGAAAGUUGGUGUGUGGGGUGUCCAAUGCGCAACUGGAGAAUAAGGACAUUCAACUAAUAGCUAGGAAUCUGGUCAACCUGAGAAUUUUGCGGAUGUGGGUGAACAUGGGGACCGUGGAUGAUCACGGGAUGACAGGGAUUCAUCGCGGUGACAUUUCUAUACUGCAUGAGGACGAUGAACACUUUUCCUGGACGAAUUUCCAUCACGAAGUCCUCCCAAGUUUCUCGCAUAUGCAAUUUCUAGAAGAACUUUCACUCCGUGGAUUGGGGUCUGCCGUUACAGAUAUCACGUUAAAAUUCGGCUUUAAAAGUUUAGACCGACUCAAACUAUUGGAGCUUUAUGGAAAAUUGGGUGUAACAAAGAAAGGGAAACGAGAGUUUAGAAGAAACAUCAAAAGCAAUGAAAGUGGAACUGUUGUCCGAAUAAAAUAUCGAGCUACUUAAAUGACCCGAAAAUUAGUCGCAUUAUUUAUGACAUUAACUUGACCCUGCCCCCGCUCAAAAUUUAAUGUGUGCAUGUAACAAUGACAAAGAAAUAAUAAAAAUAGAUUGUUGCUAGGAAUAUUAAUGGUCUAAAAUUGGAUCAUUGAAUAUAAAACCAGUUGGAAUCUUUAGCAUGGAAUAAUUUUCAGUUAAAUUUUGGUUUUUGUCAAUCGGAUAACAUUUUGUGAAUAAACCCCUGCGAAAACAUGCUCUCCAACUUGCUAAUGCUCAUUCCCGUGAAAACCAUGCUAGAAAGCGGAGAUUGUUCGAGCUACAGAUUUUCUCCAGACUUUUUCAAAGAGUUUAAUCAGGAGCCCAUCCUUGCACUCGAAAAUGAAGACGAACGCGAAAAAAUUCACCCAAUCAAUAGGUAUCUUCAUGAAUUAACAGUGGUUUUGAUCGACACUAUUACGUGUAAAUUAUGACCAUUUUCCCAGAUUUUUUGCUGCCCUUGACCCCGAAAUGUGGGAACUGUCUGAAUCUCCAACAACACAGUCACUGAUGUCAACAAAUACCCAACCCUCAUUUCCCACCUCCUUCAUCUGCCGAUUGUCCGAGUACAUGAAUUGCUCUGGGUUGAAGGUGUGUCGACUCGUUUGCAAACAGUGGAACAACGCCAUUUGCAAAAGUUCGUGUUGGACAACACGCACCGUCGGAGUCAUAGCUGGACAGUCAACAUCGAUCUUCAGCUCAUUCCUCGACUGUCCCGGCUCCACCUGCGCGGCUUAUCUAGAUUGCUCCAAAGUCCGUUUCCGGUACUGGUCGCAUCUCCGAAUUCGUAACAUAAAAUCGUGUCAUUUGUCUCCCCUGUUGACGCAUCACGCGAGCAAAUUUGGAAGAGCAGUUAAACAUGUUCAAAUCCUAGAACUUGAUCAUUGCUCCUUCACCUGGAUGGAUUUCCUAGAAUUGUUGUAUCUCUUUCGAGGUCUGGAAAAAUUGACCAUCACAAAAUCUCUGUUUGGGUGGAAUGAGUGCGGAAUUGCUUCCAAGUUCAUGGCAGCUCUGGGACUCGUGUGCAGUCCACAUUUCGACGAAUUGGUGGAAGAUUUCGGAUCUUUGUGUCCCCCUGAAGACUACUUUUUCGGAAAUUUGAAAGAAUUACAUAUUCAGGAAGAUGAUGACCAGGAUAAAAUGAUGACACCCCUUCUGCUCACCCUGCUCAAAGAUCGGACCCCUUUGCUCGACAAAUUUUCCAUCCUUCUUGGGAGAUCCACAGUUCAGCUGAGAGAACCAGAAGAUCAGAACACCUUGUGGCAAUCCGUCCACGCCUUUUUGUGUCAGAAAAAUGUGAUUCAGUGCAGAAUCGAGUCCUUCCAUCUCAUCUCGAGUGGCAUGGUGAAUCGAUUCUUUACAUAUCUCAGCAUUUGGAAAUUCCCACCAAAAAAUUCGGAAAUUUGGAGGAUGCAAAAGCUCCGAAUUCACCUCCGUCCUUUGAUCCUCUGGGGAAGUUUUGAGCGACAUUUGAUCCCUCUCGUCCAGAGAUUUCCAUGCCUCAAACAUCUCUCCCUGCAGCACAUCAUCCUGCGAGGAAAUCGUGCCUAUCUUGUGAGAGGCUUGAUGGAACAGUGUCCUGACGCGUGUGCGCUGCAAGUUGGCUUGAUUCUGGAUGAUCAAGGAGGCUUUGAAGCAGCCAAUUUAGAGAAGGAACUCCUCUCGUCGGAACUUUACAGAAGGAAUUUGGUCUCAAUCGAGGCCGUCGUGUACACGGAUGCGACGCGGGAACUGCGAGAUAUGAUUCCGUAUCAGAAAAAGGUCACGUUUCCAGGCAUGCAAUCCUUCUCCGUGACCACGAAUGGGGUAUCGCGACCGAGAUUCUUCACCUUCAAUAUAAACGUCGUGGUCCACAAUUUUCCUAACUUGACGGAAUUGAGUCUAGUUGACGGGCCUCCGUUGAGGGUGGGCUCCCUGUUUUCUUCCUGCCGAGCAGUGGACUCUGUGUGGAAGGACAUGUCAGGUGCGGUCGUGUGUGAUGAUGACAUUCAGCUGAUUUUAAAGAACUUGACCAAAUUGGUGAAACUUGUGAUCCGAGCGAAUAUGAAGUAUGUAACGGACAGUGGAUUUACCGGGUUUUCGAUCCAGUAUUGCAGACGUUGGCCAAAAUUUGGCGUUUUGAGGGCGGAAACUCGCCAGAAAUUGGAACAUUUGCAUCGAGAUGGGGUUUCUUUUGGGAGUUUGCAAAAUUUGCAACACUUGUCCAUCGAGGGAAUUGGUCCUUGCAUUACAGACGUUACGGUAGACUUGGCUUUUCACGGAGUCAGUAAUUCAUCUUCGCUAAGAUUCUUGAGCUUUUUUGGGGCACAUCAUGUACGUAAACUCACUUUAAAUAUUACAGCAGGCAUUUGCAAGAACAAUAAUUUUAAUCCUUUGCAAUGUGACAGAUAUCAAAACAGGGGAAAGAACAACUUUGUAAAGAAUUGCCGCAUUGUGAAAUUAUUGUAAAUUGACAUGCUUUUAUUAAUUGGUCCAUUAAUUAGCAACUGAUAAGUCAAAUUAAUUGUGUGCACGUGACAAUAAAAUAAACCGGAAGUAUAUGUAUAUUCCAAUCAAUUAUGUAUUC